AUUUCAACGUUUUAUAAACAUAGCCAAAAGCCACAAAACCAUAAAACCAAACCCCAAGUGUAAAGCAAAGAGAGUUUUCCAGAAUAAGAAUCUUGAAUUCAAUACCAAAGAGAGAAAAAGGAAACACAGAGUCAUCACAAUUUAUAAACUCAAAAUAUUGCAAGACUGAAUUUUUCUCUACUUUUCUAACUCGUUUCGAACCAAUCCUACACUUGUUGUUGUUGUUCUUGAAAAUCGCAAAAAGGAUUUUCGGACUUAACGAAACGGGAGGAAAGCUGCUGUCGGUAUUGAAAACGUCCUUACUAUGGCGGAAGAAUUUCAACUAGGAAAUGGAAAUUGGUGGGAUAAUACGUCGAUAUCGAGGAAUAGUACGCCUACUGCAGCUUCCACUACAAUAAGUAACAUGUCAAGCAACUAUAGUAAUUGGCAGAAUACAGAAACUCAAGUGGACAUCAAACCUAGGACUUUCUUGAAUUCUGGUUCAGUACUGUCUGAAUCUUCCGGUGGAGGCAGCGGCGGCGGCGGCGGAGGCGGAAGUAGAGGCGUUUUAUCUGGUGAUAAUAAUUUUCAAAUGAUGGGUUUAGGCCUUACUUCUCAACCACAUGAAUGGAACCAAUCUUUAUUGAGGGGUGAAAAAGCUGAGAGUGGGUUUUCUUCUAUACUUCAACAAGAAGAUUUAAGUUCAAAUAAUACAAAUAAUUAUCAGCUAGAAGCAUCUAAUUCUCAACAAGAUCAUCAUUGGAAUAGACAGAAAAUAUAUUCUGGGAAUUCUGAGGAUUCUUCAUCAGUGGAUGAUUAUAAACAAAUGAAUUUUGUUUAUAAUAUUAAUCCAUCAAAUAAUUAUGGUUUAAGCCAAGAAUCAGCAGCUCAAGAUAAUCAUGUGAUGCAUUCAUCUACAACUUCUUCUUGGUCUAAAUUUCCUCAGCUUCUCCGAACAUCCCCGCCGGGACAGCAGCCGCUGCCGCCGCCGCCUCACAGUCAGCUGCAUUUCUCAAAUAAUACUCCUUUUUGGAAUGCUAGUGCAGCUGCCAUGAAUGAUGUCCCUUCAAGUCUAUUUCCUUCUAAUUUGCAUCCUCAACUUCCCAUUCCAACGGUUGAUGAGAAAACAAAGAAUACAGGAGAAAUUAGAGAUAUAAAUAGAAUGUCAAAGAAAACUAGCAGUGAAAUAUCAAAUAAAAGACCACGGGAUGAAACUCCAUCUCCUUUGCCAGCUUUUAAGGUGAGGAAAGAGAAGAUGGGAGACAGAAUCACUGCACUUCAACAAUUAGUCUCACCUUUUGGAAAGACUGAUACAGCUUCUGUACUCUCGGAAGCAAUUGAAUACAUAAAGUUCCUCCAUGAUCAAAUUGGUGCAUUAAGCGCCCCUUACAUGAAAAGUGGAUCAUCUGCAAUGCAACAUCAACAGAGUAAUAAUAAAUCCGAGGAUGCAGAAGGACGAAACCAAGAUCUUAGAAGUCGAGGAUUAUGUUUGGUACCAGUUUCAAGCACUUUCCCAGUAACUAAUGAAACGACAGUUGAUUUCUGGACACCUACAUUUGGUGGAACAUUCAGAUAAUUAUAACUACUUAGGCUGAUGCAGAAUUUAAACUUGACGGGAUCAACUUCUAAGGUUCUUACCGUUAAAUCUGUUGCACUUUCGAAAUUAUAGGUUCAAAAUUUAAUAUUUUUUGGAAUUAAUUUAGUAAUUUUUUACAUAUA
Molecule: messenger RNA, 1698 nt
Organism: Nicotiana tabacum (common tobacco)
Lineage: Eukaryota; Viridiplantae; Streptophyta; Magnoliopsida; Solanales; Solanaceae
Product: transcription factor bHLH123-like
Biological process (GO): regulation of transcription by RNA polymerase II
Cellular component (GO): nucleus
Molecular function (GO): RNA polymerase II cis-regulatory region sequence-specific DNA binding; protein dimerization activity; DNA-binding transcription factor activity, RNA polymerase II-specific
Source: RefSeq, a predicted model, not a curated record